UUUUGGUCUCAUGAUCAGAGGACGUUCUUCUACAUGUUUGCUGUGGUCACUACAUGGCCUAUAGCAAGCUGCAAACAGGACUUCUUAUACAUUUCUUUUAACAAUAACUUGUUUUUCUUGCAAUGCUUCCAUGAAGGCCAUGUUUGAGGAGCUUAAAUUACUUCAGCAGGAAAUGGUUGCUCUACAAUGCAAACUCUACAGAGAUAACAACGGGGACUUAAUUUUCCAGGCGACUACGAUGAGGCAGCUCACUGACAGAAUGAACAUCACACCCACACAGAAGACUCCCGAUGCUCUUGUAGGCAGCCAAACUUCACCAGGUAUCAGAACGCCUCCCUGGAGUGGCCGCAUAUGUCUCCCCCUGCUCUUUGAGAAUAAUAGGGUGUUACGGGUACAUGUACAUGAGGUCAACAUGCUGCCGGAUGAAGUAGUGGAUGAGCUCGACAAGGCCUUUGGCAGGUUCCCCUAUCUGACCCACAAACAGACUGCUGCCUUAGGGCAGCGCUGCUCCCUGCAUCCGGACCAGGUAAAGGUUUGGUUUAUGGCACAGAGGCUCCACUAUGGCAUUAGCUGGGACUAUAAGGACAUCAGUGAGAUCUGGAACCAGUUGAAAUCCAACCAUGAAGACAACGAAGAAGAUGAGGAGUUCCAAGACAGGAACGUAAAAGAUGAAGAAGUGAAGAACAAGAAUCAGAAGGACGCCGAUAAAGAGUGUGGUGGAAAGAAACAGAAUGCAGAAGUGGUGCCAUCUUUGAAUUCUAAUAUGGAGCAGGAGCAACCAAUGAAAAAGGAAACAUUUAGAAAAGGGGAAGAAGACGCAGCCUCCGCGCCACUAGAGCAGAAAAGAAGAUUGGUUAGAUCUAAGAGGGGAAAGAAAAGAAUGAAACAAGAUGAGAGGAUCACCAAUCAAGCAGAAAAAUCAGGAGCAAAACUGAAAACAAUUGAGGAUGAGGAGGAAACCUCCAGCACAUGUGAAGGAGCGGUUCUCACCAAGAAAAUAAGAGCAAAAAUGAAACCAAUCUCCAGCUCAGUAAAAACUUCCCACGGGAAUCUUCUCGCUGUGAAAAGCAGCUUUGAGGAGAAAAUUGAAGCAUUGGCUGAUCUUGAGGAACCUCUGUCUGCUAAAGUAGCAAAACAAAAUAAUGUGGUCACUGAUGUAGAGGAACUAAAGGAGAUUAAUAAAGCUGAAACCAACCUUCUUUCCUCAAACAGUCCAACUACUGGGACCAGUCAGGAGGAGACUCACUCAGCAGAUGGAGCAGCUCUGGGCACUCAAGCCAGAGUGAAGACAAAGUCUCAGCUCUUCAUGCUAAGGAGCAUCUUCCUGGAGUUCCAGUACCCAGAUUCUGAGCAGUAUAGCUUGCUGUCAAGGCUGGUCGGCAUCCAUUUGGUGCAAUGGUUCGGGGACCACCGCUAUGUUGUUAAAAAAUCAAAGCCUUGCUGGAUGACAGAGGAACAACACAAUAAGGUGCUGGCCAACAUCAAGUACCAGCAACACAAAAACCUCCUGUCAAGAGGACGACCGAAGACGGUGGCUGCAGGGCCUGGAUUAUGAAGCUGGAUGAGGAGCCUCCAGAGUAGCAACUCAUUCUUCUGUUAACAUGUGGGGACAGUUUGUUCUGUUGGGAUUUACUGAAGCGUUUCAGAAAAGGAUUUUUAUAAGGUUCUCUAGACCUUUGUUUUGUUCUUUUUCCUAUUCAAUUUUUGCACUCCUCUGUUUGUUCAUGUUAAAUAUUCUUAUUUGCAGCUCAAAUACAAUUUUACAUCAGUGAGCUUGUUUGUGCUCUACAGAUUU
Messenger RNA from Girardinichthys multiradiatus, 1795 nucleotides. It is a transcript of the gene homezb, whose product is annotated as homeobox and leucine zipper encoding b. Lineage: Eukaryota; Metazoa; Chordata; Actinopteri; Cyprinodontiformes; Goodeidae. Gene Ontology annotation, molecular function: DNA binding; DNA-binding transcription factor activity, RNA polymerase II-specific. Gene Ontology annotation, cellular component: nucleus. Gene Ontology annotation, biological process: regulation of transcription by RNA polymerase II. The record is from RefSeq and is a predicted model, not a curated record.